GAAGAAGAUGUAAACAUCAUAUCGUGGAGAAAACGACAACCGAAGAACAAGACCUUCGUCUAGAAUAGUCUUCAUUUUUAUCCUUUGAGCUGUCUGAACUCUCCAGGCCUAGCACUACUCCUCCGUGACGUGUACAUACUGUAGCUGUAGCCUUGUUUAGUAGCUGUGAGUUUUAAGAGUUGGUAAAAAGCAAAAUGAGCCACGUUGAUGUGAAAAACCUGAAACCUACUACCUUCGAGGAUCGCUAUUACGACGAAUAUGAAUAUUAUAACCUCACAGACCGCUACACAGAGUGCACUAGCCGCAAAGGGAAGACGAAGAAGGAGGCGAACUGCAACACGAACCGCCACAACCCCGCGGGACAUGAACGCAAGAUCGUCGAGAAGCUUCAGAACUCUGAGAAGAAGGGCAAGGUGUGAAAACCAACAGAAUGAUUCGGACGGCUCGAUCUGGUAACCGACCUUGGGCGCCUUGGCAACUGAUUUCAAAGGGCAGGAAAUAGUUGGACUUCCAAAAGUCCACUCCAGUUGUGAUAAGAUGACUGCUGGCAUGGGAGACCGGUGAAACGGCAUGCGGUGGCCAGCGUUUAGUUUGGGAUUCACAAGGUUUCAACAGGCACGUGUGGCCUGCUAUGCCAUGUGCGGCCACACACCUGUUCUGAUGACCGAGUAAACCCCGGAGAAGCAGACGUGCACGUUCUGUGGUGGUGGUCGACAGUGCUUUUUAUGACCUGUCUGUGUUUUUAAAAACAUCUGUAACUCAAAGAAAAUAAAGGUGUUUUUUUUUUUUU
This is a messenger RNA of Pygocentrus nattereri (red-bellied piranha), 790 nucleotides long. It is a transcript of the gene nupr1b, whose product is annotated as nuclear protein 1b. Lineage: Eukaryota; Metazoa; Chordata; Actinopteri; Characiformes; Serrasalmidae. Gene Ontology annotation, cellular component: nucleus. Gene Ontology annotation, biological process: regulation of transcription by RNA polymerase II; negative regulation of cell population proliferation; negative regulation of cell cycle. The record is from RefSeq and is a predicted model, not a curated record. The coding region runs from base 195 to 419 and encodes 74 amino acids. The transcript is spliced from 3 exons.